AUGGAGAUCCUGGACAACAUGGGCAAGCAAGAGAUGGAGCUGGAGGGAUCAUCCGACACAGCAGCUCUUACAAACACCAGCCUAGAUCAUGCGACGAACGUCACCAACAUUACCUUUUCCCCCUAUUAUCAGCACUCGCUGUAUGUGGCUGCCAGCUACAUCCUGGCCUACUUCUUCAUCUUCCUGCUGUGUAUGGUGGGAAACAUACUGGUGUGUCUUAUUGUACUUGAAAACCGUCGUAUGCGCACGGUCACCAACCUCUUCAUCCUCAACCUGGCGAUCAGUGACCUACUGGUUGGCAUCUUCUGCAUCCCAACAACACUGGUGGACAACCUCAUCACAGGUUGGCCCUUUUCCAACACGGUGUGCAAGAUGAGCGGCUUUGUGCAGGGGGUGUCUGUUUCUGCAUCAGUCUUCACCCUGGUGGCCAUUGCUGCUGAGAGGUUUCGCUGUAUAGUGUACCCUCUACAACCCAAGCCGACUAUACUUGUUGCCAAGGCAGCCAUUGUAUUAAUCUGGGUCCUAGCAGUGGUGAUCAUGUGUCCCGCUGCUGUGGCGCUGACUGUGGAGAAAGUUCCUUUCCACUACAUGGUGUGCAACGAUGACUUCAACCACACACUCCCUCUGUACACCUGCUAUGAAAACUUUGCCAACCCUCAGAUGAGAAAGGUCUACACGGUGGUUCUGUUUGUGCACAUCUACCUUGCGCCCCUCACCAUCAUCACACUGAUGUACGGAAGUAUCGGCGUCAAACUGUGUUCCACUGUGGUUGCGAACAGAGAGCCACAGCUGGCCAACACAGCAGUCCAGGCUGGGGGUAGAAGAGGUGGUCAACCAAUGAUAUCCCAGAAAAAGAUUAGGGUGAUUAAAAUGCUCAUCUUGGUGACUUUGCUUUUCAUGUUAUCCUGGUUACCACUCUGGACCCUCAUGAUGAUGGCGGACUACGCAGGCUUGGACAGAGACCAGCUGGACCUGCUGACCAGCUACAUCUUCCCCUUUGCCCACUUGCUGGCUUUCUCCAACUCCAGCGUCAACCCCAUCAUCUACGGCUACUACAAUGAGAACUUCAAGAGGAGCUUCCAGGCUGUGUGCAAGUCGUGGAGGAGGAUGGCCAAUUGUGGCAAGAAAGAAAGGUCUGUGCAAGCACCUUGUGGAGGUGCUGCCCUUAGAGAUGCCACUAGGAAUCACAACCAUCUUGUCUUGGGGCUUAGAAAUCGAGUCCAUAAUGACAACAAACUCAAUGACAUAGUAGACGGGAAUAGGAGUGCAAGGGAUGGGUGUGUGGUGGUCCACAGAGAGAGAGAUAAUGGAGAGUCGCUGAGGGUUUGUUCACUGGCAGCUUCAGUCAAUCAGGCCUGGGAUAACUGA
This is a messenger RNA of Chelmon rostratus (copperband butterflyfish), 1368 nucleotides long. RefSeq names its product neuropeptide FF receptor 1 like 2 (gene npffr1l2). Gene Ontology annotation, biological process: G protein-coupled receptor signaling pathway. The coding region runs from base 1 to 1368 and encodes 455 amino acids. The transcript has 3 exons. Gene Ontology annotation, molecular function: neuropeptide receptor activity; peptide binding. Lineage: Eukaryota; Metazoa; Chordata; Actinopteri; Chaetodontiformes; Chaetodontidae. Gene Ontology annotation, cellular component: membrane. The record is from RefSeq and is a predicted model, not a curated record.